CUCAUCUCCACAUUUUCGGCCUUCAAUAUAAGGCCGCAUUUAAUAUUCCAAGAUUUUCUCCCUCCCAGUCUCCUCUCUUUGUAAUCAUUUGGGUUAGACGGACCUACAAUGUCCAAGACCCUGCGAUCAAGAACUGGCUGCUGGACUUGUCGCAAUGAUGGCUACAAAUGCGAUGAGAAGAAGCCAUUUUGCCGUCGUUGUCUACGACUUCACAAAACCUGCACCUAUGGCGCCCGACUAAGGUGGCGGACGAACACUUCGUCUAACGCUUCUGGCGAGCGACCCGACAAACCCGUUCAACAAGGAACACAAGCCGUCGUUCCCAUGACUAGAAUUCCCGAUGUAAAAUUCGGGGAUGAAAAACUAGUACAUCACUGGCACACCACUUUAGCCGAUGUCAUCUCCAUGUCUGCUCGGCCAAACAAUCCCUUUCUAUCACACCUCACCCGAUUCAUAUCGCAACCAUGCGCCCUCAGAUCGGUUGUAACUUCGAUGGCAGCGAGUCAUCUCGCUAUUCUGGAUCCAAACAGCAAUUUGGAUGUUCUGGCGAUACAGCACAGGUUGCAGGCCGUCAUCUAUCUUCGCGAGAGCAUCGCCACCGCCCACCCUGAAACUUCUCUUGCUACCAUAAUAUUGUUACUGAUUGCGGAGAAAGUAUUCACAACAGAUUCUAAAAUCGAUCACUUGGAAGGUGCAAAAGCGCUGAUUCGCAAGAAUGGUGGUCCAAGGGCCUGGUCCUCUUCAGCUGGUCAAUUUCUGUUGGGAGUGUGUUGGUACCAUGACGUUUUAUCAUCCGUGUCCAAACGCCGACCACUUCUUCUCGACUUAGAGAACCAACUUGUAGAGGGAUUGCCGACCCUCUCAAACUUAAGCCUGGUGCUUUCCCUAGUGGGUGAAAUAAGCAAAUUGGGGUCGGAUCUUGAAAAGGGUGGAGGGGACGGCGGAGCAGCCCAAGCAAUCUUUAGCCAGCUGGUUUUACUCGAGGAAUCGGAACCUCUCGACACCAACUCACGAAACGUUGAGAUUUUUCGACAAGCGGCGUUCAUUUAUUUCUACCGAUCAACAACACCAACCGAGUUCUCUAACAGCGGCAUCCAGCAUCACGCGAGAUUAUGUCUCGAGCACCUCGCCAACAUACCAUGCUCAUCACCUCUUAUUUCAUCACACGUUUGGCCCUUGUUCACCGCUGGUUGUGAAACUGUCGACCCUGAUAUGAAGGAAUUUGUUCUGCAGCGGUUAGAUGACAUGUGUCAGACCCGGCGAUUGACGUACUUGGAAAGAGUCAAACAAGAUAUUAUAGGAGUUUGGUACAUGAAGAAUCUUCGGCGGGGUGAGAGCGGACGAGAUGAUAUAGACUGUAUCCAUGCUAUCAAAAACACACACCAGCGAGAGGCUGAUAUAAUUUAGUACGAUAGGUGGCUUUACAGUCAACUGCGACUUGUAUGGAAUUUAAUGUCAGUCGA
Ilyonectria robusta is the source of this 1463-nucleotide messenger RNA. RefSeq names its product fungal-specific transcription factor domain-containing protein. Gene Ontology annotation, cellular component: nucleus. Gene Ontology annotation, molecular function: transcription cis-regulatory region binding; DNA-binding transcription factor activity, RNA polymerase II-specific; zinc ion binding. Gene Ontology annotation, biological process: positive regulation of transcription by RNA polymerase II. The transcript has a single exon. NCBI's taxonomy places the organism in Eukaryota, Fungi, Ascomycota, Sordariomycetes, Hypocreales, Nectriaceae. The coding region runs from base 109 to 1407 and encodes 432 amino acids. The record is from RefSeq and is a predicted model, not a curated record.